UGCAGCAGAGACGGCGAGCGGGGGACACAUGAUGUGCCAGCUCUUUGUAACAACUUAGCAAGACGGACUUUCACACUGGAUCACUGCCCUGUAGGCAAGAUGUGCAUCACUGCACCUCAAUAACAUCAAGUGCUCACUUAAUUGACAGAGGCUGUGAGUGCUAUCUGUCCGUCUGGGGAACACAUCUCAUACUGGGAAGGCAAGGGCUCUGCAUCGGCUGGUGAUGAGGACCUGAUGCUGACGGAGCUGUCCGCAGUGCUGAAUUCACCCAGCCCAUCUCCGCUUUGGAUUUUUAAAGUUUGUUGGAUGGAAAGUGCAGUGAGUGAUCUGGAUACAACUAUUGGAUAAUCCUGCGACGUUAUCUCUGGUGGCUUCUGACUGAGUGCACAGGACUACGCAAUGUGUCGAGGGUGAUCAGCCGAAGAGCAGAGACGUUGGUGCCAAGUUUUCAACCUUUCAAGCCUUGACAUUACCAGUAGCAGCUUCUCACUGCAAAGCUUCCUGUUAAACAUUGGGAGAUAGUAUUAUAGAAGAACUAAGACGCUCCGAUGUUGUCAUGGCUGGUCUACUAGAAUUCUGGACCAGAUGGUUGAUCCUUGAGGAACACAGAAAGUGAAAGAUGCCAUAGAAGAUGAUAUGCUUCAGUAUUUCUCUGGUGACCUGCAAAAUGGACAGGAUGAUGCUUCUGUAGCCGGUAGUACUUCAUGCCUGGAAAGCAUCUCUAAGGAAGAGCCAUAAAUUACCUGGAGAAGCUGUGGUAGGAGAUGGCACAUGUAUUUUUUUAGUGCUAGGAUAGUCAAUCUAGGGUUCGUUUUUCCAAUAGUUUACCGGCUCUGAAGGUUGGCAGAAGAAAAGAAAAAAAUAGGAGAUUUUUCUACUCUUUCACUCGAGCUCUAAAUGCUUCUCACUGUCAUGGCAAUCUGGCUUCCCAGAAAAGGAGAAAUGUCUUUCCCUCUCUGAAGUGUGUGGGAGACAACUAGUUGCUUGUGUGUUAUUAUCGUACAUUGGUUCUAAGGAGGUUUCUGUUUCUGAUUUACAAAGGGAGGCAUGGAGCGUUAAAAUGACUGUCAUUACUUUUUUGCUCUUCUGCCUAUAAGAUUGAUGCGUAAGUAAGGAUGAACAUUUAAGACGGAGACAGCGAGAUAUAUUAUACUGGGGUAGAGAAGAGGGUUCACUUAGUUUUCUGGCUGUGAUACUGACUAACGUGCCAUGCCAACUUUGCCUCUGGUCUAGCAGCCAGCUUGGGUCUUGCUGGGCUAUUGCAUUUUAGCUAGCAGUCUGGGCAUUCCUUUGACUGAAUGAAUGAGGGGGUGGUGGUACCCAGCUGUGCUGCCGAUGCCCAGUGCGAGAUGCCCCCCUGCUGGUGAGUCCCUGGGGGUGUGUCAUGACUCGAGAAGAGAGGAUCCGGGCUCCAGCUGGCAGCUGCCCCUCAGGUGCAGUCAGAAGAGAUGCCCAGACAGUGCCACCCAGAUGUUAUACCCAGACACAACAACGCCGUGCCUUAUUGUUGCCCACUUUAGAGCACACCAAGCUGCAUGGCCUAAAAUACAUAUGCUCACCAAGGUUGGCAUUUCAGCGAAGAGCAUUUUGGUUCCUUGCCUUCUUCACAUCGUUGGGACUCUUACUGUCUUGGUCAUCCAACAGGUUGCUUUACUGGUUGUCCUUUCCAUCUCACACACGGGUACAACUGGAAUGGAGCAAGGAACUGGCCUUUCCAGCUGUCACCCUUUGCAACAACAACCCUGUAAGAUUUCACCGUCUCAGCAAAAGCGAUCUCUAUUUUGCGGGUUACUGGUUGGGCCUCCUCCUGGCCAACCGUACAGCUCGUCCACUUUUAUCGGAGUUACUGCCCGAGGACAAACAGAAGUGGUUCCAGAAACUGGCCGAUUUCCGGCUUUUUCUGCCACCUCGGGACUUUGAUGGGAUCAGUGUUGGAUUCAUGGACAGACUGGGUCACCAGCUUGAGGACAUGCUGCUUUCUUGUAGAUAUCGGGGAGAGGCCUGUGGCCCACACAAUUUCUCCACCGUAUUCACAAAAUAUGGUAAAUGUUACAUGUUUAAUUCUGGACACGACGGCCGUCCUUUGCUGACCACGGUAAAAGGAGGGACUGGAAAUGGCCUAGAAAUCAUGCUGGACAUCCAGCAAGACGAGUACCUUCCUAUCUGGGGAGAGACAGAAGAAACCACAUAUGAGGCGGGAGUAAAAGUGCAAAUACACAGCCAAUCUGAACCGCCAUUUAUCCAGGAGUUGGGGUUUGGCGUGGCCCCUGGAUUCCAGACCUUUGUGGCAACUCAAGAACAGAGGCUGUCGUACCUCCCCUCUCCAUGGGGUGUUUGUCGAUUUUCCGAUCUGGGUUCAGACUUUUUCCCAGUAUACAGUAUUUCAGCAUGCAGGAUCGACUGUGAAACCAGAUACAUUGUCGAGAACUGCAACUGCAAAAUGGUACACAUGCCAGGUGACGCACCGUUCUGCACACCGGAGCAGUAUAAAGAAUGUGCAGAGCCGGCCCUGAGUUUACUUACAGAGAAGGACGGAAGCUACUGUACCUGCACAAUGCCCUGCAAUCUCACCAGAUACAACAAGGAGCUGUCCAUGGUGAAAAUCCCCAGCAAGACGUCAGCCAAAUACUUGGAAAAGAAGUUCAACAAGUCGGAAAAGUACAUUUCGGAGAAUAUACUUGUCCUGGAUGUGUUCUUCGAAGCUCUGAACUAUGAAACCAUAGAGCAGAGGAAAGCAUACGAGGUGGCCGGGCUCCUUGGUGACAUUGGGGGUCAGAUGGGACUGUUCAUAGGUGCCAGUAUUCUGACUAUCCUGGAACUAUUUGACUACAUUUAUGAGCUGAUAAAAGAGAAGCUGUUAGAUCUCCUGGGCAGAGACAAUGAGGAAGGAAGACACACUGAGGAUCUGAGUACCUGUGACAACAUGCCAAACCAUUCAGAAACCAUUAGCCACACUGUGACGGUGCCACUGCAGGCUACGCUGGGGACACUGGAAGAAAUUGCCUGCUGACGCCUUGAAAACAUUCUCUUUAUUUUGUGCCAAAAUUAUAGUGGACACAGCAUGGUGUGUGGAGAGGGAUCCCACAAAGGAUCCUGGGAGAAAGGAGAGGAGACUGAGAGAAAUCUGUAUACUGCCAACUGUACACAGCCCUGCAUGCCUGCAG
Molecule: messenger RNA, 3164 nt
Organism: Hyla sarda
Lineage: Eukaryota; Metazoa; Chordata; Amphibia; Anura; Hylidae
Gene: ASIC2
Product: acid sensing ion channel subunit 2
Exons: 10
Coding region: 1385-3010 (541 amino acids)
Biological process (GO): sodium ion transmembrane transport
Cellular component (GO): membrane
Molecular function (GO): ligand-gated sodium channel activity
Source: RefSeq, a predicted model, not a curated record